This is a messenger RNA of Crotalus tigris (Tiger rattlesnake), 3960 nucleotides long. Its product is annotated as probable G-protein coupled receptor 34. Bases 1145 to 2155 code for a protein of 336 amino acids. Gene Ontology annotation, cellular component: membrane. Gene Ontology annotation, biological process: G protein-coupled receptor signaling pathway. The transcript is spliced from 2 exons. Lineage: Eukaryota; Metazoa; Chordata; Lepidosauria; Squamata; Viperidae. The record is from RefSeq and is a predicted model, not a curated record. Gene Ontology annotation, molecular function: G protein-coupled purinergic nucleotide receptor activity.
AAAGUCCAGCUGCCUUGUGAAAAAGUAUCUUUGGGACAACUAUGACCUGGAUGACUGAGAAUCUCCAUAUACAUUUCUCGUAAUGUUUAUCCAUAAAUAUAUCAAACAAUCAAUGGACACCAUAUCCUUCCAUUCCAUUUUUAGGACAGUUUUGAACUAUCUGCCAACCAUUAUGCUCACAUAUUUUAUUUCCACGUUAUAUUCCACUUUUACUGCAUUCAGAAGGCCAGCCUUUAACACUGUAUUAAUGCAUAGCAUUCCAUAUUGUGGGGCACGUCCAUUCACUCUUAUCACAUGCUUUCUCCAAACCCACAAACGUACAAUAACUGUUCUUUCUCACAGUCAGACAUUUCCUAAUAACUAGUUAAAGAGCAAACAUCUGAUCUGCACACCGCUUCUUCUUCCGUGUCUAGGUCAAACUUUAGACUGCCAGAUUGAAGUCACUUUCUUGGUUUUGUUGUUGGCCAAAAUUAAGCCAUUAUCGGUACAUGUCAACAUACCAGCAGAUUGGCCGGGAUUUGCAUCUCUUCACAUUCACACAGCAUAUUGUUACCCGCUAAAAGCCUCCACUUGAGCAUACUGGUUUUACACUUACACACUCCAACUCUUAACCUAUUCAGGGUCCUCCAAGUAGUAAAAGGGAGGCCAGGUCCUUCAGCCAUAUCCUCCUUUAAUGUUAUUCCUUGCUUGAUGCUCUCUUUCCUCCUCCUUUGAAUGCCACUGUCCUGCAUAAAGUCACACUUGACUACCCCAAUUUUAUUCAUUGCUACCUCUCACAUUUGGUGCUAUUUUGACUUUGUGUCCUUGUCUAAGUACAAGGAACUUAAGGCUUAAAAAAUUCAAAACCCUCCUACUACCAAUCCAAAAAUUUUAACUCCCCCCCCCCGCUGCCUUUUAUUCUUCCUAUUUUCUCUAAAAAGAAAGCAAUUUAUUUCCCCUAUCUUCUUUCUCAGCUGCUUCACCUAGUGGUACACAACUGAGUAAAUUUUCAUAGGCAGUAAGCUCAGCCAACCACAUCCAUGUCUUUAUCUUCGCUGACAGAGCUUUAAAGAUCAGCAGGUUGAACACACAUCUUAGGAAGUUCUCAGAAGAGACUUUGAAAAGCCGUGCGAGAGUCUCAAUCCUCAUCCGGGUGAAUGUCAGAAUGGAGAUGUCAAGAGGUAUGGACAUCCAUUCUUGUCUUGGGGAGAACCUCAAUAAUGGAUCUAACCUAUCUUGUGAAUCCACCUGUAGAAUCCAGGAUGGCUUUCUGACGGAGACCCUGCCUGCAAUGUACUCAAUCAUCACCAUCAUUGGUUUCCUUAGCAACCUCCUGGCGCUCUGGGUCUUCACUUUGGGCUCCCUGAAGACAAACUCCAUCACGGUGUACAUGAAGCACCUUGCCAUCGCCGAUCUCUUGCUCUCCCUCUGUUUGCCCUUCCGGGUGGCUUAUCAAAACCACAGUGGUCCCCCCGCUCUGUGCAAGAUGGUAGGCAUGAUCUUCUACAUCACCAUGUACGUCAGCAUUUUGCUUCUCAGCCUGAUCAGCCUAGACCGCUACUUCAAAAUCAUCAAGCCCCUUCAACAAUUCCAAAUCCACACUAAGUCAUUCAGCGCUUCCAUGUCCCUGUUGGUGUGGACGGUCUGCUUCAUCACCAUGCUUUGCUUCCUUUUGGACACUAGUAGAAGUGGGCCCUGUGACCACAAGUGCUUCCAUUUCAAGUACAGAAGCACCAGCGGAGGCAUACUCAAUAUGGUGGCGGUGGCUUUUUUUUUCCUUUUGCUGUUCUUUUUCCUUUAUUCCUACGCUAAGAUCUCCCUCAGGCUCCGUGCGGUCUCUUUGAAGAAAACCCAGCAGCACAGUAAGAGGAUGAACACCAGAAUUGUAAUAAAGACUUUUGUGGUCUUGGUGGUUUUUAUCGUAUGCUUUGUCCCCUACCAUGUGGUCCGAAUACCCUACAUCCUUGUCCAAAUGAGGAUCAUUUCUGAACAGAACAUCCAGGCCCUCCAUCUUGCAAACGAACUGGUCGUUUGCAUUUCAGCCCUCAACGGUUGUUUUGACCCUGUGAUUUUUUUCUUUCUGUCCAGCAGUUUCAAGAGAUCCUUGCUGGACACUACUCUCCGAAAGCUGAAGUGGGUUUCUCAAAAUAACCAGAGAGUAUUGUACGUCAAAUAAUCGAUUACAGACUUCAGGGUAGAGAAGGACUAAGUUGCAUAACUAGGAUAAGCUUCUGAACGUGAGUUCUUCUUGCUAGAUCAGCCGUCUUCAGGAGGGUGAUGACCAGAGGUUGCAAUGACUAAAAGCCCUAGUUAAGGGUUCUUAAUUCAACAAGUCCAGAAGACACCAGGACACAGGAACCUGACUUAGACAUCACUCGGGGAAAAUACUGAUAUAUGUUAAGAGGAGACGCAAGCCGCAAAUAGGGGUUUUAGUCCCUAUUGAGGAUGUGUUACAUUUGAUUUUCUUUUUCUGAGGAAACCACGGACAAAGCAAAAAAGAGGAUGAAUUUUAAAAACAAUUUGUGAAAGAAAAACUAACAAAACUGAGCAGAAAACUGAGCGUGUUGCUUUUAAAAGUUUGUCAAGCUAUUCUUACUGUCUUAACAUUUUUCUUUAUAUUUGAGCAAAAUUUCCUCUCACUGAUUCUAUUUCUGUCUUCUAAGGAAAAAGGAAACAUCUUCUGCAUAAUAGCUUUUCCGGCACCUUUUAGCAAAAAUAGGAACCAAAGGUUUAGGAAACUGUUGAAACGCAUCAUUAUUUCUGUCUUUGAAGUUUCUACAUAUUCAUCACUAGAUUGUUGGUUGCAAUGAUUUCUUGCAAGUCUUUAUUUGCUUACAGUAACCCUUUAAACGGGAAUGAUAAUUCUUGGAAGACAUUGCUCAAUCACCUCUAGGAAUGAAACAAAAUCUUCCAAGAAUUAUUGUGAGUUUGAAUAGAAUUGGGUAUUUCUAAAUGUCAGAUUUGGGGAUUACUAAAAAAAAGGGAAAAGCUUCUGUUGCUAAACGUUACACAUUCCAUGGAUGGUGCCAUGACCAUUAUCAUUUCUAAAAAAAAAAAACAAUAUUUAAAAUUGGUUUAAAAUAUUGUUUUAUUUAAAGAAUUUGGAGAAAUUGAGGGGCAGGGCAGCUUUUACUGGAGAGCAAUUACAUUUGACUUUUUGGCUUUUUCAAAACAAAGAUCAGAAUAGACUUGCAGUGAUUCUUGAGGCUUAAAAGAGGCAGGCAGCUAAAAUUUGUAGUGCAACGUCUUUUGCAGUGAACUAGCAAAGGAGAGAUGUGGUGAGAUAUAUCACAUUACAAAAUCUACCACAUACAAUUAUAACUGCAAAAAGCUACCUUUUUUUUUUUUUUGCUCUGCACUGACUGAUGUUCAGAAAAACAUUUAACAAGAAAAUUCUUACUAUGGCAAUGCAAGGUGUUCUGCUCGCUAUUUCUUUCAUUUAAUUUAAUCCAGGUCAGGCUACUUUUAUUUUAAUGUGGAUUAUGUGGUGGAAUAGAGUCUGGAUUCCCAGGAGGGAGGGGCUGCAUUCCAGAGGACCAAGAGACAACAAAGUUUAAAUAGUUUGCUUGGGAGAAAGUUAAAACAGUUCCUCCCUAGAGGUUCUUGGAGUAUAUCUUUAAUGAUGCAAGUAGUUUGCUUAAGUUUGGCAAGAUUUCUGUGUAUAGGCGAGGAAAAAUAAAGAGAACUAUUUGGAAGUGGUUCAGUUUCUUUCUUAGUUUUCGAGCCUGACAGAUGAAAGAACAUCUUUAAAAAAAAAAAUAGCCAGAGAAAUUCAACUGUAAGACUUUUUGGAAAAUGGACCUAAUUUUCUAUUAUUGUAACUUAGAUAGGUUGUCCUCGAAUCACAGCCCCAUUGAGCCUGACUUUUCUGUUGCCCAGUGAAUUUUGCCCCAUUUUACGACGUUUCUUGCCACAGUUGUUAAGUGGUUCACUGCAGUUAAGUUAGGCAACAACAGUUGUGAAGUGAAUCUGGCUUCUCCC